UCGACCAGCAGCUGCUAUUUUGUAUGAAUUUGUAUGAAUUCAUCUUACGUGUAUUUCACCUAGACUUUCUAGACAUCGAUUCGUAUAUCUUCCUCAUCAUGUCAGUUGGCACUGUUGGAUUCAUUGGAGCUGGAAAAUAGCCCAAACUAUCACAAAAGGGCUUCUAGCUGCAAAUGCUGUGGCUCCAGAAAAAAUAGCAGCUAGUGACCCGGCUAGUCACAAUCUCAAAGUGCUUUCAGAUAUGGGAACCAAAAUAGCUGAAAAUAACGAGCAACUCCUUGAGAUGUCAGACACUGUCUUCCUAGCCACCAAGCCAAACAUUGUUGGGAUAGUCCUGAAAGAGAUCGCCCCGUACGUGAAGAAAGACCAUCUCUUUGUAUCCCUAGCAGCAGGCAUCACCCUGGACUACCUGCAAAGUAGCUUACCAGAGGAGACGAGAGUGAUCCGUGCCAUGCCGAACACACCGGCCAUCAUCAUGGAGGGAGCGACGAUCUUCUCAGUCGGUCAGAACGUCCGCGAGGGGGACAGCAAGAUGUUCCAGUCGUUGCUUUCGCAGCUCGGGAUCUGCUUGGAAGGGGAUGAAUCACUGAUCGAUGCAGCCAUGUCCGUCAGCGGGUGUGGUCCUGCUUAUGCAUAUGUGGCCAUUGAUGCUUUAGCAGAUGGUGGAGUUAAGAUGGGACUGCCAAGAGAUGUGGCCAUUAAGCUUAGUGCCCAGGCGUUAUUGGGCUCAUCCAAGAUGGUCUUAACAGGUGGCAAGCACCCCUCCCAGCUCAAAGACGAGGUGUGCUCACCGGCAGGGACUACCAUCGAUGCCAUCUACGAGCUGGAGAAGGGCGGCUUCCGGAGAUGCCUCAUCGAAGCGGUCGAGGCAGCAUGUCUCAAGGCAAGGCGCCUCAACGCAAUGCAACUUUUCAACAACAAAUAGAUUGAGCGUCGAGUCGAUAAUGGACAUCGGCUUUCAGUGAAGAAAAUUCUUUCAGAUGUAGAAGAAAGUUCAUUGGUUUUCAUAAUCUUGAUCUGUCUAUAUGGGCUAAGACUCUGAAGUCUGGGUUUAGACUCUUUGGGCUAAGAAUCUAUUCAAAGUCGAGGCUAAGACUGUUUAAAGUUGAAGUCUUGAGUAAGACCAUGUUCAAAGCCUGGGCAAGGACUCUGUUUAAAGUCUGGGCUAAGACUCUGAUAAGUCCUAGACUAAGUCAUUGUUUAUGUACUUCCAUGAAUUUCAUCUUAGGAUCACCUGCUGUGUAGUUGCUCUGUUACCAUUUUUCGUACAGGGUGACAUCAUAAAAUGCAUAAUAUUUGCCUAGUUUCGUACACAUUAUGAUAACAUUUUCAAUAUUUUUGCAUUGAUGUCAAAACAGGAUCGAAUAGGGGGAUCCCUGUGUAAUAAGUCAUGCACUAGCUCAUACUUGUCACGUAAAAGUGUACACAUGUGUGGUUAAUGGUAAUUCAGGGUUCAAUCUAUAUGAAGUGAACCCGUCUUGGAAACUAGAAAAUGUGACUGAACCCCUAUGGUCUAUAAUCCACUUAUUCAGUUACCAACCCUAGGCCUAAAUUGCGUUCCACAAAAGGGAAACUUAGUCUACAGAGUGACUUCCUUAUUGAACCCAAUUUUGUGUGAAAGCCCAAAGCAAGCAUCGAGUUUGAAUUUUAGUGGAACAAGGUACUAGAAGUUCAUCUACUGUUAUACCAUGUGUCAAGAGGAACAGACUUAAACUGGUCUGAUUCACAAAUUAUUGUCAGAAUUCAGGUACCUACCUUCAUCAUACUCUUUUAUUUUGGGUCUCAUAGCAGAAGAAGAACAAUUUCACACAUAUGUUCAGUAUAUUUGCAUUCAAUGAAUUUUGAAAUGUAGUUUAAAGUUUGUAGGAAUGAUAUAAAAGCACAGUCUUCACAUUUUUUUCCUUCUUAAUUACCGGGUAUGUUAAUCUUUGAAUUUCUGCAUUUGUUAUUUAUGUAUUUGCUUCUUUUUAACAAUUCACUGCAUUCCAUUUUGUUUGCUUUAGUUGCUGCCUUAAUAUAGAUAAAAGCAAUUUUAUUUUCUUGCCUUUGAUUUGUUGCCUUAUGUUACAAAGUUACGUGUUAUUAAAGUAUUGUACAAAGUGUAAUGAUUUACAGGAUACUUUCUUUGCGUAUAAAUAUUCAGAUUGCCCUGCAUACUUUGAUAAGAAUGUUGCAACAUUUAAUGAGGUGUAGAAUAUUUGCAGGGCUCGCCCUUAUAAGUAUUAUUGGGGUUUUCAGAUGGGCAACCUAGACAAAUGCUUAGGUUGCCAAAUUCAACUUUAAGUUGUGAGCUGCAGUGAAUUGCAUAUAAUCACAUGGAAUAAUGACUUCUGUGAGAUUUUUUGUCAACCAGAGCCGCACAGGCAGUAUAUUUAUGUAGCUCGACCAUUGGGAUUUAAAUGGCCAAUGGUAUUCAAGCAGUGUCUAAGAAAUUUUAAUUCUAAAGUUAAGCUACAUGUACAUAUUCUAGAAAUUUGCAUUAUAAAUUUAUAAUGUAUUUAAUACUUACUUAUAAAUAAUUCAUUAAUAAUUAACUAUUAUGAUUAAUUUCUCUUGCUUGCUAUUAAUGAUAUACCAUCCUUCCAAUGUUUACACAUGUAUGACAGUAUUAUGAUCUCCUAUUUUUAUGGACUUGAUUUUGCCUUUGAUGUUAUUUUUAUGUAAUUAUAAUCAAUGAGGAACAUGUAAUAUUUACAUGUGUGUAAAUAAUUGAUUUAAGCCUUGUUCAUUGUUAAAAUAUCAGUGAUAAAUGUUUUUAUUUUUUAUACUUUUUUUAAUGAUUUAAGUGUAAUAAGCUUCCCAUUUCCUAUUUUAUAAUACAGAGCUAAGUGAAUAUGCGUAGGUUGAAAAAACCUGCCAUUUUAUUUUUACAAAUAUGGUUCAUGGCCUCAUAUCUAAACAAGCUUUUGAUGAGACUUUGGAAUGGGGCCUAGGAUUUCGUAGAAGAUGAUAUUCUGAAUUUCAUCUAAAAAAAUUCAAAUUGUUUUCUCUGUACAGUAUUGAAAUUUUUCAGCCCAAAUUAAAAGGACUGCCAAAUUAGGUGUACAAUU
Strongylocentrotus purpuratus (purple sea urchin) is the source of this 3050-nucleotide messenger RNA. Its product is annotated as pyrroline-5-carboxylate reductase 1, mitochondrial. Gene Ontology annotation, molecular function: pyrroline-5-carboxylate reductase activity. The coding region runs from base 242 to 925 and encodes 227 amino acids. The record is from RefSeq and is a predicted model, not a curated record. The transcript is spliced from 6 exons. Gene Ontology annotation, biological process: L-proline biosynthetic process. Lineage: Eukaryota; Metazoa; Echinodermata; Echinoidea; Camarodonta; Strongylocentrotidae.